AUGCUGAAAUCAUUUGUUUGUGUACUGCUCUAUUCGCAAUUGGUUGCUGCAGUCACAUAUAAUUACCAAGGUUGCUAUGAUUCAAGUAGUCUACGAUCAAUGAUGUCGUCGUUGGGUACAUACACGUACCAAUCUAUCUCAUACUGUCAAACAGAGUGUAACGGAUCAAAGUUUAUUGCUCUGUUAGAUGGUGGAGAAUGUUAUUGUAGUGAUGACACUUCUAUUUUAGAUGUUUUAUCCUCAUUGCAAUCAGAUUCCAGUCAAUGCAACGUAGGCUGUAAUGGUUGGCCAUACCAAACAUGUGGCGGUCAAACAUAUAUGGAUUUUUACGUUGAUUCGUCGAUCACCGUUGUUAACUCUGUAUCAAGUUCUACUUCAUUAUCAUCAGCGGCAGCUUCAUCAUCAUCUACUUCUGUUCAAGGUUCGACAAGUGCAUAUAUAGCGACAACUACUAUAUCGACUACACAAGACUCGACACCCACAAGCAGUUUCACUUCUACACGGUCUUCAAGCAGCCAAUCUUCAACGACGUCAAUAGUAUCUAAAUUAGAAACAACUUCUACUUACGAGUCAUUGUCUUCUUCAUCUUCGGAUAGUCAAGCUGUGCUUACCUCGUCAUCGCUCAUUUCUAGCCCAUCUACUAAUAACAACUCCGUUCAUCCUUCAACUGUCUUUACUUCAACUAGAGUCACAACGGAAUUGCUCACAACUUCAGUGGUUACUGCAUCUGAUAAUGGUUCACAAGUUCUUGUUUACGUUACAAAAACCGAAACUUUUGCGACAACAAGUGCUGUUGCUUCUUCAAAUUCUAUUUCAGUCAAUGGAAAGAAUAGCAAUAGUUCGAGUCCUAAUAGUUUAUCAAGUGGGGAUAUCGCAGGUAUUGUUAUUGGCGUUGUUUUUGGUACCUUUUUCAUAUUGGCUGCUUUAAUAUAUGCCAAUUGGAGAAGGAAAAAGCAUGCUAAAGAAAGAGAUAUUGAAGAAAGUAAACAACAUCAACCAUACUCUUAUGGUGACGUUGAUGCUAACCCGAUUAUUCUGCCAGAGAGAGCUGCUUCUUCUAAAUUCCAUAAACAUCCAAAAUAUAUAGGCCCUGCGACAUCUGAUUCUGAAUUUUUUUUCUCAACAUACGAUACGCAUGAAACGGAUUCUUCACCUUCAAGUUCUAGAGAUUUAACUUCGAGUAGUUCAAGUAUGAAUUCUGGCGUAAAUCUAAUUAGUAAAGAAGCUAUCCCCAUUGAAGCGUUGAGAGAUAAUCAAAAAAUGACGAAUCCUAAACCAAUUGUCAGAUUUAGUACAACUUCAAUACCGUUCUUAGUUGAAGAUAGACAAUUAAGAAUUGUCAAUCCAGAUGAUGAGAAAAUAGAGGAUCAAUAUAAAGAAGAUUUCGACGAUUCUUCAAGAAAUAAUUGA
This is a messenger RNA of Tetrapisispora phaffii CBS 4417, 1410 nucleotides long. RefSeq names its product Wsc2p (gene WSC2). The record is from RefSeq and is a predicted model, not a curated record. The transcript has a single exon. Bases 1 to 1410 code for a protein of 469 amino acids. Lineage: Eukaryota; Fungi; Ascomycota; Saccharomycetes; Saccharomycetales; Saccharomycetaceae.